AGUUCUUUGAAGACAUGGGCUGAUAGUAAUGACAUAUUACUUAAGGGUAUGGCUACAAAAAUGAAGGUUAAGCAUGAUAAAUAUUGGGGUAACUUGAGAAACAUGAAUAUGAUGAUUUUUGUUGCUAUGGUACUUGACCCUAGAUACAAGAUUAAGUUUGUUGAGUGGAGUUUUCAAAGGUUAUUUGAAAAGGAGGAUGUUGAUUUCUUAUGUAGUCAGGUGAAGGAGGUAUUCAAUGACUUGUUUAACAGCUAUAGGGUUGCUCUCAAUAGUGAUCAAGCAUACCAAUCUGCACAACACAGCCAAGAUGUGGAUAUGGAUGAUAGUGCCUUUGAUGAUGUUUGCUUUACGACAGCAUUUGAAAAUGAUGUACAAGCAAGUGAGAGUGUCAACACAAAUGAAGUGGAUUUAUAUCUCAUGGAGUCCUUGGAGAAACCAGUUGAUCCAAGUAGUUUUGAUAUUUUAACUUGGUGGAAAGUGAGCUCUAAUAAUUAAAAAUAUCCUUUUCUAAGUCAAAUUGCGAGGGAUAUUCUAGCUAUGCUGGUGUCAACGGUUGCUUCUGAAUCCGCCUUUAGCACUGGAGGUAGAGUGCUUAAUCAAUAUAGGAGCUCUCUUACCCCAAAAACUGUUGAAGCUUUGAUUUGUGCACAAAAUUGGUUUCGAGCCAAUUUAUUGCCAAUUGACCUUGAGGAGUCUUUUGAAGAAUUUGAAAAACUUG
Arachis ipaensis is the source of this 718-nucleotide messenger RNA. The record is from RefSeq and is a predicted model, not a curated record. Lineage: Eukaryota; Viridiplantae; Streptophyta; Magnoliopsida; Fabales; Fabaceae.